Messenger RNA from Tinamus guttatus (white-throated tinamou), 840 nucleotides. The record is from RefSeq and is a predicted model, not a curated record. NCBI's taxonomy places the organism in Eukaryota, Metazoa, Chordata, Aves, Tinamiformes, Tinamidae.
CUCUUCAGGGAUGAUUCUGUCCCAGAGGAUAAUAUUUGGAGGGGUUUCCUCUCUGUGAUUUUCUUCUUUCUAAUCAUCAGUGUUCUAGCCUUUCCCAAUGGACCUUUUACUCGCCCACACCCCGCAUUAUGGAGAAUGGUUUUUGGUCUCAGUGUGCUCUAUUUUCUCUUCCUGGUGUUCGUGCUCUUCCUUAACUUUGAGCAAGUAAAAGCAGUAAUGUACUGGCUGGACCCCAAUCUCCGAUAUGCCACAAGGGAAGCGGAUAUUAUGGAAUAUGCUGUGAACUGCCAUGUUAUCACCUGGGAGAGAAUCCUCAGCCACUUUGAUAUUUUUGCCUUUGGGCAUUUCUGGGGCUGGGCCAUGAAGGCUUUGCUGAUCCGCAGCUAUGGGCUGUGCUGGACCAUUAGCAUCACCUGGGAGCUCACCGAGCUCUUCUUCAUGCAUCUUCUGCCUAAUUUUGCUGAAUGCUGGUGGGAUCAAGUCAUUUUGGACAUCCUGCUUUGUAACGGGGGUGGCAUCUGGUUGGGCAUGGUAGUUUGUCGUUUCUUGGAGAUGAGGACCUAUCACUGGGCAAGCUUCAAGGACAUUCACACGACCACAGGGAAAAUCAAGAGAGCUGUGUUACAGUUCACCCCAGCCAGCUGGACCUAUGUUCGCUGGUUUGACCCGAAGUCUUCGUUUCAAAGAGUGGCUGGAGUCUACCUUUUCAUGAUCAUCUGGCAGCUGACUGAGUUAAACACCUUCUUUUUGAAACAUAUCUUUGUAUUCCAAGCAAGCCACCCUUUAAGCUGGGGGAGAAUCCUCUUUAUAGGAAUUAUUACAGCACCCACUGUAAGGUAA